AUGGAGCCAAAUGCGGUCCCGAAUCCUGCGCCAUCUGCGCCUGCGCCGUCAGCAGGCGACUUAAUUCUGCAGCAAAGAACCCAGGCGUUACAGCCACAAAAAAGUGAUGGGACUCUCCUGUCCCAGCUGACUAGCAAUCCCUUGUUCACCGCGGGCUUCGGUCUCGCAGGCUUGGGAGCUGGGUUGACAUUCGCACAAAAAGGCGUCCGGCAUGGCGCUGCUCUGCUCCGCAGGCGCAUGCUAGUGGACGUUGAGAUCAGCAUCAAAGAUGAUUCCUAUCCGUGGUUUCUGCACUGGAUGACUCUGUACCAACAGUCCCAACUCACCGCGUCCAAGGCUGCAGCGAAUAAUGUCGGCUACAUGGAUCGAUUCCUACAGCGGCUCACCCCCGGCAUGCGCCACCUCUCGAUUCAAACACAAAAGCUGGAACACUCAAACGGAGCCAUUCACACACACUUCUCACUCGUACCUGGCCCCGGAAAGCAUGUCCUACGAUAUAAAAAUGCUUUCAUCUUUGUCAAUCGCAUGCGAGAGUCAAAGUCACGCGACAUUCAGACCGGAAAGCCCUGGGAAACCAUCACCCUAACCACCCUCUACUCUCAACGCCACAUCUUCGAGGAUCUCUUCACCGAGGCCCACGCCUACGCUGCCAAAUCGCACGAAGGCAAAACUACUAUUUAUAACAGCUGGGGAACGGAAUGGAAGCCAUUUGGCAACCCACGCCGGAAGCGUCCUUUGGAGUCUGUGAUCCUCCAAGAGGGCGUAAAGGAACGCAUCGUGGAAGAUGUGGAAGAUUUUAUCUCAAGCUCGUCAUGGUACCAUGAUCGUGGAAUCCCAUACCGCCGAGGAUAUCUUCUCUAUGGUCCUCCUGGUACAGGCAAGAGUUCCUUCAUCCAGGCGCUAGCAGGCGAGUUGGACUAUGAUAUCGCCAUUCUGAAUCUGAGCGAGCGAGGCUUGACAGAUGACCGACUCAAUCAUCUUCUUACAAUUGUGCCCAAUCGCACGCUUGUCUUGUUAGAAGAUGUCGAUGCUGCGUUCUCAAAUCGCCGUGAACAAAGCGAUGCCGAUGGUUAUCGAGGCGCUAAUGUGACUUUCUCCGGUCUGCUGAAUGCCCUGGAUGGCGUUGCCAGUGCGGAAGAGCGGAUUAUCUUCCUCACAACCAACCACGUCGAUCGCCUUGAUGAGGCUCUGGUCCGACCUGGACGUGUCGACAUGACUGUUCGCUUGGGAGAAGUCACUCGCUACCAGGUUGGGUGUCUUUGGGAUCGAUUCUACGCAGAGAACGAUACCGACGGACAGUAUCGCGCUGUGUUCCUGUCUCGACUUGAACAGCUUGGCUUGAUCGAGGAUGAGGCUGGUAACAAGGCUGAUCGCUCCCUGAACACCAGUGCUGCGGCUCUGCAGGGAUUGUUCCUGUACAACAAGGGCAAUAUGGAGGGUGCUAUCUCCAUGGCCGAAGGUCUUACCUACAGUGCACACACUGAGGCAUUGGGCCAGGAUCAAGGAAAAAGAACUUAA
Molecule: messenger RNA, 1518 nt
Organism: Penicillium brevicompactum
Lineage: Eukaryota; Fungi; Ascomycota; Eurotiomycetes; Eurotiales; Aspergillaceae
Product: bifunctional AAA family ATPase chaperone/translocase BCS1
Exons: 2
Coding region: 1-1518 (505 amino acids)
Biological process (GO): protein insertion into mitochondrial inner membrane from matrix; mitochondrial respiratory chain complex III assembly
Cellular component (GO): mitochondrial inner membrane
Molecular function (GO): ATP binding; ATP hydrolysis activity
Source: RefSeq, a predicted model, not a curated record